Oncorhynchus tshawytscha (Chinook salmon) is the source of this 2628-nucleotide messenger RNA. Its product is annotated as extracellular matrix protein 2-like. Gene Ontology annotation, molecular function: protein binding. The record is from RefSeq and is a predicted model, not a curated record. NCBI's taxonomy places the organism in Eukaryota, Metazoa, Chordata, Actinopteri, Salmoniformes, Salmonidae. Bases 1 to 2628 code for a protein of 875 amino acids. The transcript has 4 exons.
AUGAUCCUCAUAGAAGACUUGGUCAGAGAAACAGAUCCCUGGUCAGACUGGAGACCUGAGAGACUGAGGGAGACCACAGCAGCAGACGAAGAUGAGGGUGAAGAACUCACUGCAACCCACCCUGAAGAGGGGAGGGAGGAAGAGGGGAGGAGCGAGGAAGGACUAACUCUAGAGACUGACUCUGAGAAGUGGAGAAUAGAGGAGGAGAAGGGGGCAGCAGAGCAGGAGGGCCAUGAGGAAGAGCGAGGGAUGGAGGAAGAGAGAAAGCUGGUUGGAGGGCUUGAUUACAGAGAGAAGAAGAUAUUUGAAAAUGGGGAGAUAGAAGCUGAUGAGGAACAUGAAGAGGAGGAGGAGAGAAGAGAUAAUGGAGAGGGGAGACAUGAAGAAGGGAUUAGAUUAGAUGAUGAGGAGAGAGGUGUUAAGGAACAGAGAGCAUAUGGAGGAGAGGAGAAACUAGAAGAAGACCGGAGAGUUGGGGAAGUUAAAGAACCCAGUGUAGAUCAAGUUCCAGAGUCUGCCACUCAUGCUCUCGCUCAACCUGCCAGUCAUAUCCAAGACCCGGCUCCAGAGGCAGAGGAGGCCAUCUCAUUGGUGGACAGUGAGCUCAUUGUGGUUCAGAGUGUGACUGACAGCUCCCAGACAAAUCUCAGGGAGGGGGAGAGUUUUGUUUCGCAGGCGAUGGAGGUCAAAGUUGGCCCAAUUAUCAAGGUUUCAGUCAAUGGCAAUCAGACUGAGAGGAACAGCAUUGUCUUUCUCAAAGAGACAAAAAAUACAGUCAAGCAGCUAAAGUCUACAGACAAACCAAAACAAGCAAAACCCACAGCCAAGGAACUGCAACCUACAGCCAAACCAAAAGAGAUGACAAAACCAACAGCCAAACCCAAAGUGACUGUACAGACAAACUCCACAUCCAAAACACAACAGACAAACCAUACACCCAAAACACAACAGGCAAAACCCACAGCCAAGGAACUGCAACCUACAGCCAAACCAAAAGAGAUGACAAAACCAACAGUGACAGUACAGACAAACCCUACACCCAAAACACUAGACACAAAGUCUAUACCCAAAACACUACACACAAACUCCACAUCAAAAACACAACAGACAAACCAUACACCCAAAACACAACAGACAAAACCUACACCCGAAACACAUCUGACAAAGCCUACACCUGAAACACAACUGACAAAGCCUAGACCUGAAACACAACUGACAAAACCUACACCCAAAACACUACAGGCAAAACCUACACACAAAACACUACAGACGAAACCUACAUCCAGAACACAACAGACAAAACCUUCACCCAAAACACAACAGACAAAACCUACAGCCAAACCAGCAGUGUCAAAACACACAAUGGAGCUGACACAGACCACCAAGAGUAUCAAGACAAAGACAGUGAAACAUCAAAAGAAAGACAAAAUAAAUGAGAGGAAAGGUAAACCUCUGAAAAAGGACAACAAAACCAAAGAGACAAAACAGGAGAAGAAGGAGGGCACAAAUCCGGCAUACUUCCCCUACUUCAAAGACAACUACUGUCCCCCGGAGUGUGCCUGCUAUGGACGAGUGGUCCAGUGUUCCGACAAGGGGCUGGAGAAGGUUCCGUACGGCAUCCCUUAUAACUCCCGCUACGUCCUCCUGAUGAACAACCGCAUCGACAGCAUUCAGCUGGACCUGCUCAAUGAGUACCUGUCCAUGGAGUUCCUGGUGCUCAGCAACAACCGGCUGACAGACGGCUCCAUCGAGGGGGCCUUCGAGGGCAUCCCGGCCCUGAGGCGGCUCUACCUGGACCGGAACCUACUGGAGAGCGUGCCCACAGACCUGCCCGCCUCCCUGGAAGAGCUGCGUCUGGAUAACAACCACCUGAACGUGAUGUCGGAGGGAGCCUGGGCCCACUGCCCUGGCCUGCUGGUCCUCAGCCUCAACAACAACAGCCUGGGGAAUGGGAACGAUACUCUCCCCGCCAGUGUGCUCUCACCUCUGGGCAGCCUGCGCACCCUCAGCCUGGACCGCAACCGGCUGGCCUCGGUGCCUCUGGGCUUACCGCUAUCUAUCAGGGAGUUGUACCUCCGUGGCAACCUUAUCCAGAAGUUCCCAGGGGAGGCCUUCAUGGGCACCUCAGAGCUGGUGAUUCUGGAUUUGAGCGCUAACCGGCUAACCAACCAUGGCCUGCUCAGGAAGGGCAACCAGCUCAAGAAGGUACCCCGCCACCUCCCCUCUUCCCUCAAAACCCUCAACCUGGAGGGCAACCUCAUCUCCUCCGUGGGCAAAGCCUCCUUCCUCCACCUCCCCCACCUGGAGCACCUGGGCCUGGCCAGUAACAAGAUAGCCAGGGUGGCCUCAGGGGCUUUCAGGGCGCUGCCCGUUCUGCACCAACUGGACCUGUGUCACAACGCCCUGAGCCAGGUGCCCAGGCAGCUGCCCUGGGGGCUACACUCAGUGGCACUCACACACAACAAGAUCCACUCAGUGCCCCGCGACGCCUUCUGCUGGGGGGGUUCAGACCUCGGCCUCAGCAGCCUGGUGCUGGUGCAGCUGGAGCACAACCUCAUAGACCUGGGCCACCUGGACGCAAAAGCCUUCCACUGCCUCAGAGGCUUCCAGGUGGUACACUUCUACUGA